This is a messenger RNA of Leptinotarsa decemlineata (Colorado potato beetle), 731 nucleotides long. Its product is annotated as para-nitrobenzyl esterase. Lineage: Eukaryota; Metazoa; Arthropoda; Insecta; Coleoptera; Chrysomelidae. The record is from RefSeq and is a predicted model, not a curated record.
GUUUCCUGUCGACAGAAGAUUCUGUGAUUCCAGCAAAUGCUGGAUUGAAAGACCAGCAACUGGCACUGAAAUGGGUUCAAAACAACAUUGGUGUUUUUGGCGGAGACCCAUCUAAAGUUACCAUAAUGGGUCAGGGUUAUGGAGGAUUUUCAGUUGGUUAUCAUAUCCUGGACAAAAAAUCUGAAGGGUUAUUCAGGGGCGGCAUAAUUCAAAGCGGUUCACCUUUAACGUGUUUUGCUUUGCAAAAAUAUCCAAAAUAUGUUACCUACGAACUUGGUUCCAGGAUUAGUAAAGAAAUUGAUCACACGAAAUCCUCCAAGCAACUCCUUGAAGUGUUACAAAGUGCAUCUCCCGAAGAUAUUAAGAAAAACGCCUUAUUCGAGUUGCCUGCCGAUAAACUCAACUGCAUGAAACAUUCUUCAGGAGCAUGGAGUCCUGCGAAGGAAGAUGAGAGUUUUGAAAACGCUUUGGUUACUGGCAUGAACCAUGAAAAUAUCAAAAAUGGUAAUUCAAAUAAAAUUCCCUUGCUAAUCGGAAUAAACUCUGAAGAAGUUUUGACUUUUGGUAUUGUUGGACUGGACUCAUUAGGAGAAAUGUACGAUGAUAAUAUAACCACAAUGAUAACUGGAAAUUUGAAUAUCAAGGACGAGAAUAAACGACCUGCUGCCACCAAGCUAAAGGGUCUCUAUACAAAUGGCAACUUGAAAGAUGAUAUACCUGCUGUGAUAUCU